Molecule: messenger RNA, 940 nt
Organism: Pyricularia oryzae 70-15
Lineage: Eukaryota; Fungi; Ascomycota; Sordariomycetes; Magnaporthales; Pyriculariaceae
Exons: 4
Coding region: 415-678 (87 amino acids)
Source: RefSeq, a predicted model, not a curated record
GGUGAAAGUAUAAUAACAGAAUAAUGCUUCAACUUGCCUGAGCUACAGACAUGAACCUCGGAGCCGAUUGGAGCUCUUCAGCGUUGCGACCCCGCGAAUAUGCUACAUUCUCUUGUGGCUGACGCGUUCGACGAUGGGCGGACGCCGUUAUCUGUCCUCCGCAACAGCUUCUACCUCGAUGAGUUUCGCAUGCUUGAUUUUCAGAUGAUGUGACCUGUAUUUUGUCUCUCAACAAACGUAACAGCGAUUAAGCUUUUGACACGUCUUGUCCAACAUCAACCUGCCUUUGGUUGCCUCGUCACCAGUCGCAUAUUUUUCCCUGCAUUUAAUUACCACCAUAGCAAGAGGCGUCUUCAAUAACACCUGCAACAUCCUCAUUGGAUUUAUAUAUUGAACACUGACACCACCGUCACAAUGCCUACUCCUUUGGACAACGCAAUGAAGUCAAAGAAUGCUAUUCUCGCAUUCACGGGUUUGGUAACCGGUGCCGCCGUCUGGGCCAUCUGGGGCGGUGAUAUGUUUCCCAAGGAGUCCGAUCCCAAAGGCGACCCGGAUACGUGGACGCAUGAAGAGAUGAGAAGAUGGCUUGCUGCUAGAAAUCUCCACCCUAAAGGCACCGACACAAGAGAACAACUAUUGGAGAGGAUCAAGGCAAAUAUGAGAAUUCCGCGUGCUUGAAUGAAUUGCAAGUUUUCCUUGAAGGCUUCAGGCAUUUGCCAGUUCUUCGUGUCGAGUUUGAAGUGCCUGUCCGAAAGAGAGUUUUGAUAAACCUUGGGCGAAUGUCUCAAGAACAACCGUCCUGCAUUUGUGUACAUAAUCGCUGAGUCUUGCAUGAGUUUGAGUUACUGUAAAUAGGUACCUAUUUGUUUGAUGUUUGUUAUUCAGUCAUUCAUGACAGUCGCAUUGAGUCGAUUGACUCGUCGACGCCACAUAUUUUUUU